GUUUUUGGAAAUCAAAUUGCAGUGGAGCCAAGUACGCUAAAAGAAAAAGAACCAUUUCCGACAUUAUUAUUCAACCACUUCCUCUUCUCAUUUUUAUCAUCAUCAUCAUCACAUGACAAGUAAAGAUGGGGUCAUACAUUGACAUAUAGACUAACAACAAACACGAUACCUCUCAAUAGAUUUCACUCUCAAAGAUGACAUCUUACGAAGAUUACAAAGAGGCAAAAGAGGCUUUCGUCUCGCAAUUACAAGGUGGAUCAAUAUUUCAAAUAAAUGCUGUUAGCAUAACAGCUUUAACAACCUACACUUUAUGGGCAGUUCUACGUAAUCGAGGGCUGACAAGUCAUAUAGAGAGUGGGAAGGAUUCUAGGAAGAGAAAAAUAGACGACAAUUCAUCAUUGCUAUCGGAACGCUUGCAGACCUGGUCAAUUGAAUUCAUUGUUUUGGUGGUUCCAAUUGUAUUGGCUUGUACUGUUCUUGCAGAACAUCUGAUUCUACUCAAUGGAGGACUUGCCGGUCUGAGCGUCUUGAUCCUCUUACUCCACCCAGCCAAAAUCUCGACAGAAGCUCCAAAUGGAACACAACCAAAAUCCAAGCAUUGGUCGAAAGAAUCUGACGAUGAAGAAGAUGAAGACGAAGAACGGGAGCGCCUCUCAAUCAGUGCAGAUCAAGAAGCCAAAAACCAUACAUCUAUCGUAGCCGAACCAUUUCGUGUUUCAAUCGAUUCAUCUGCCGAAGCUGCAGCUGCUUCUGCACAUCCUCCGACCCGCUUUGAAGCACCAGGCAGCAGCGAUGCUUCUCGUUCUACCACUCUCACUCCACCAACCACACCUGCACGAAAUAAGAUCGUUCAUCGCUCAUCGCCUUCUCUUGCCCGCUCAGCAGCACCUUUGCCGGGAGAAGAACAUGAAUUCGCAAGUGAACGAUCUGCAACAGAAGCGAUCAAGGUUGGCGCACUUGUACCUCGUAAUCAGCCAUUCUUGACAGUUUAUCGAUCGCAUAUGAUGCUCAUGACGAUCAUUUGUAUUCUAGCUGUCGAUUUCAAAGUGUUCCCGAGAGAGUUUGCAAAAUGUGAAACGUGGGGAACAAGUUUGAUGGAUUUAGGUGUGGGAUCUUUUGUUUUUUCGUUAGGCAUCAUCUCGGCAGCACCCCUAUUACGAUCGCCAAGUCAAAGAUUUAAGCCGAUGCGUCUUCAAUUGCUGCGAGAUGCUCGAAAGAGUUUGCCGAUGAUUCUUUUGGGUGGUAUUCGCGUCAUCAUGGUGAAAGGUGUGGAUUAUCCGGAGCACGUUUCGGAAUACGGCGUUCAUUGGAACUUCUUUAUCACUUUGGCUCUUUUGCCUUUCUUUGGAACUGUCUUGAGACCGUUUGCGAAAAUAGCAAGAUUUUCGACGAUUGGACUCAUCUUGUCUGUGCUACAUCAAGCAUUGCUAUCAAUGACAAGCUUAGGAUUUUGGGCAAGCUCGAAUAAUAUUAGCAGGAUCGGUUUGAUUGCACAAAACAAAGAAGGUCUGACAUCGUUGCCUGGAUAUUUGGCCAUCUUCUUGCUAGGCCUUGAUGCAGGGCACUACAUUCUCCCACGAGAUCCAUACCUUGCUUAUAGAAGACUGACGGCUUCACGAGAGAAAGAGAAGACGGAUAAGCUUGCCAUGCUGUUGAUAAGCUAUUCUGUCCUGUGGUGGGGUGCUUAUUACCUGCAAAGCUUUGCAACCGGAGGUCAAGUCAGUAGAAGGCUAGCCAAUCUUCCAUAUGUUCUUUGGGUGGUUGCAUACAACACUUCGUUCUUGCUAGCAUAUGUUGCAAUCUACAUGGUGUUGCUGCAGCCGCUAGACGAGAAUGCUAUGCGUCAAUCAUCUUCUGCAGUCAAGAAAGGCAAAUCAGCUAUAAGGAAUGGUGACGGAGGAACGUAUAAUGGCGGCAGCUCAAGUCCAACGACUGAAGCCGGGUUAGCAAAGACGCCUUCCCUUUUUCAUGCUUUGAAUGCUCAAGCAUUUACCGUCUUUUUGCUUGCAAAUCUUUUGACCGGCUUAGUCAACAUUUCAAUACAAACAAUCUUUGCUAGCAAUUCUUUUGCUUUGUUUGUCUUAUUGCUUUACCUAUUAACUUGUCUAGGCAUCGCCUUAUUAUUUCAAUCACAAGGAUGGAAAUUGAAAAUAUGAGAUUGCCGCGACUCUCCUUCUUGUGUUUCUGUGGAUCAAGUUUCCUCUAUUCAAUUGUACACUUACAUCAUCCUGUCACUAAUCAUUGGAAAGAAGGUCAUGCUUAUUUUAAACAAAAAAG
Messenger RNA from Meira miltonrushii, 2277 nucleotides. RefSeq names its product GWT1-domain-containing protein. NCBI's taxonomy places the organism in Eukaryota, Fungi, Basidiomycota, Exobasidiomycetes, Exobasidiales, Brachybasidiaceae. The transcript has a single exon. Gene Ontology annotation, molecular function: glucosaminyl-phosphatidylinositol O-acyltransferase activity. Gene Ontology annotation, cellular component: endoplasmic reticulum; membrane. Gene Ontology annotation, biological process: GPI anchor biosynthetic process; protein localization to plasma membrane. The record is from RefSeq and is a predicted model, not a curated record. The coding region runs from base 195 to 2156 and encodes 653 amino acids.